CGGGUGGAGUCGCCAGGAAGCUCGCCCGGGCCUCGCGGGCUGGAUAGGAGCCCGCCCAGAGGAGGCGCCGGGCCGAAGCCGUCCCAGGCUUGGCUCGGUGGGAAAAGUGGGCCGGGCGGGAUGAGGGGCCUGGAGAGGGGGAGAGAAGGGCUCCGAGUCCUCCCGGCGGUGGGCUGGGUCCGAGGCCCGCGGACGGCCUGCGGUGGGGCCCUGGGUUCGAGGUCGCCCGCCGCUGACCAGCUCUGUCCCGGGCUCUGGGGCCUCAGUUUCCCCCCCACGCGUGGAUCAGGGGCGGCUUCGCGGACCGCCGGGUGCCCUAGGAACUACAUAGUCAAAGGGUUACACCGAGAGGCUGGACGAGAGGCCCCCGCCCUCUUGCUGUGAGCUCUGCUGUUCUUAUGGGAGCCAUGAAGCUGAAUGAGAGGAGCGUGGCCCACUACGCGCUGAGCGACUCCCCCGCCGACCAUACGGGCUUUCUGCGCACCUGGGGCGGGCCAGGGACUGCACCGACCCCCAGUGGCACCGGCCGGAGGUGCUGGUUUGUCCUCAAAGGCAACCUGCUCUUCUCCUUUGAGAGUCGGGAGAGCCGGGCCCCGCUGAGCCUGGUGGUGCUGGAGGGCUGCACGGUGGAGCUGGCCGAGGCUCCCGUGUCCGAGGAGUUCGCCUUCGCCAUCUGCUUCGACGCCCCUGGUGUGCGCCCACACCUGCUGGCAGCCGAUGGGCCCGCGGCGCAGGAGGCCUGGGUGAAGGCCCUGUCCAGGGCCAGCUUUAGCUACAUGCGCCUGGUGGUGCGCGAGCUGGAGAGCCAGCUGCGCGAGGCCCGCCACAGCCUGGCUCUGCAUCGCCACUCAUCCUGGAAGGCCAUUGGCAGCCACUGUAAGCCCCAGGCUCCUGACCGCCGGUCUCCAGGCCUGGAAAACGGUCACUCCCCCUCCAAGGACUGCAGCCCCGUGGACUCGGUUGAAGAAAGAGGCAGCAAGCUAGCAGGGCAGGGCUUGGCCGAGUGGCAGGGCCCGGCCAGCCUCUUCCUGGACAGGAGGCAGAGCCCCGCGUUCCCUGAGACCUCCUACUUUUCUACUCUGCACAACUGGUACGGCCAGGAGAUCACGGAGCUGAGGCAGAGGUGGCUGCGGAGGGUCUGGGGGAGCCAGCCAGCUCGGGAGAAACAGGAUGGGCCCUGAGCCUCAGCCCUUGGGGCUUCUGCCCUUAUCCUGCUGGUCAGGAUUCAGUGUUUAUUCGGUUUCAAGUUGCUUUUUUUUGAGAGGGUUCUUUCCUUCCUGCUUUUUAGUCCUUCUCCAGGUUCCAGAUCCAGCCUCGUGCCUGGAUGGGACUGAGGAAUCAUUCUUUCCAGCACCUUUAUUUCCUGAGGCCCAGAGAGGAAGGGGGCUUGCUUGGUAGCCAUGGAGCGUGACCAAGUCUCCUGCCGCUCUGCUGGACUGCCCCUCUGGCAGGGGACACUAGUCAAAUGGUGGGAAUGGGGACUAUUAUGUGGCCAUAGAAUGCUACCUACACACCAGACUCUACAACCAUAACUUCCGACACAGGGAGCCUUAUGUACAUUUAAAUACCAGAAGUUGGCUCAAGUGUUGGCUUGGGGAACUGACAGCAUCAGAGAAAGUAGGUUUAUUGCCAUAGGGGUUUCUGGGGCCAGUUGCUUCCUGAGAGGUGGGGCAUAGGACCCCCUCCCCUCUGCAGUUUGGGUGGGGCCCUUUGGAGGGAGAGGGCCUUCAGCCAGCAAAAGGGGAUUGAUUCUGCUCAGAAAGUGUCCGGGUCCUCAGGUUCUCUCCCUGGCUGCCCUGUCUAUAGAUGGUGCUGGUCAUGGCCCCAGGAAGGACUGGUGGCAGAAAUCCUUCCUGUGUUCUGCCCUGAGCGGCUGGCUCUGGGAGCUGCCAGGUGGGAAGCUAAAGGAGGGGAGGCACAUGGGGCUCCCUGGGGAAGCCAGGCUGUUAUUUUGGUUCUCAGUCCGGGUCAUUCUAGAAGCUUGGACGCAGGAUUCCCAGCAAGCACCUGGGAUAAACUCUUUCCUCCUAACUGUGCUAAGAGCCACUCCCGAUCCCGCACCUGGCCUGGGAACUCAUUGACGGUCCCGCUGGUCAGCCAGUGCGUGUCUGCCAAGACCCUGUCUUUGCUACUCUCGGCAGCUCGGUGCCACGCGUUUUCUCUAUUGUUGAGGGAGGACCCGCCUGAGCCCCAGGGUGUGGCCGCAGCGGCUGGAUGGGCGAUCCCGAGGCGGUCAAGGCAGGCCCCCUCUGCCUGCACGCAAUCGGCCCCUUCUUAGCCUUGGGUACACUGCCCAGGGUCCGAGUAGGUCUAGAGGCUUCCGCUCAGCCCAAGACCAGGCCGCCGGGAGGCCACCAGGGUCCGGAACCCGUUCCUGCGGGCUUGUUCCCAGGAAGAGGGGCUGGAGGAGCCCCCGGCCCACUGCGCCUUGUUUUAUACUCGGACACUACAGGCUUUCGUUCUCGUUCUUACGGUCACAGUGUUUUUUAUACGAGUAAAACACUUAGUUUUUAUUACUCA
This is a messenger RNA of Mustela lutreola (European mink), 2520 nucleotides long. RefSeq names its product PH domain containing endocytic trafficking adaptor 2 (gene PHETA2). The record is from RefSeq and is a predicted model, not a curated record. Bases 399 to 1181 code for a protein of 260 amino acids. The transcript has 3 exons. Gene Ontology annotation, biological process: endosome organization; receptor recycling; retrograde transport, endosome to Golgi. Lineage: Eukaryota; Metazoa; Chordata; Mammalia; Carnivora; Mustelidae. Gene Ontology annotation, cellular component: recycling endosome; early endosome; trans-Golgi network.